AAGGCGAUGUUACCUCUUUCGUUUUAUAUGUUCAUCGUUUUUCUGAAAGAAGUAUGACCACCAUGUUUCAAAGCGUGUUCCUUGUAACGAUUUUAGCUUUUGUUGGAGUUUGUCGAAGCCAAGACUCCGAUUGUGUGACAGACGGCAAACCUAUUUCUGCUGGACCAAGUGCAAUCGAGGGUGAUUGUGAAAACUACUACGUUUGUUCAAACGGAUACCGCACAGAAGUGGCUUGCCCUGAAGGACUUGCAUUUGAUCCAGUUUUGGGAAUAUGCAAUUACCCCAGAUCCGUAAAGGGAUGCCAAAACGUAGACGGAAUAGAUGCUACGGAUUACUAUUGCUACGACAAGGAAGGAAAUUUUGUUGUAAAGAAGCCAUUUCCUAAACCUGGGACAUGCGAUACUUUCUACGAGUGUUUAAACGCACAACUAACGGAGAGAAAAUGUCCGGGUGGUCUUGUGUUUAAGCCAGACAGUAUGUUGUGCGAUAAUCCAUCUGAUCCACCGGAUUGCAUCCCAAGUUUAACAACAGUUUUCCCUGAUAUAAACGUUAACCCUUCAGCAACAAUUUUGCCACAAAGUACAACUGAACCUGCCACUCCAAUACCAACUGUUCUACCAAGUACAACUGUCGCCUUAUUGCCAACAACAGGAAUAACCUCACCAGUAACGGAAGAUAACUCUGGGUUAAAUACAUCUCAUUCAGCAUCCACCACUGAUCAUGGAUCUACUAUAAAAACCUCGCCAACAACUAUUACAACACAUCCACCCACUGAGACAACAUUUCCACCAACAACAGUUCCAAUAACACAUGACCCACCGUUUGAGACAACAUUUCCACCAACAACAAUUCCAAUAACACAUGACCCACCGUUUGACACAACAACAUCACCACCAAAAACAACCCAUCUCGUUAGUACGACAACACCACAAAAACCAGCUCCAACGUUUGUCGGGUUCGUAGUCGACGACACGGGAUCCAUGUACAAUGAGAUUGUGGCGGUAAAAGAAUGGAUUUCUAACUGUGUGGAUGGUAGUUAUGCAUCUUGCGCGAAUGCACCAACCGGAGGAUGGGUCCUGACAACAUUUAACGAUCCUGCUGACCUCGGAGAACUGGUUGGUCCAACGACAGACGUUAGUAUUAUUAUAUCAGCCAUCGGUGAUCUACAUGCUCAUGGUGGGGGAGAUUGUCCUGAAUACAGCAUGACAGGAAUACAGAAUGCAGCUAAGGUUAUACCAAAAGAAAACGGUGGAUGCAAAAUUUUCUUUUUUACUGACGCUACGGCAAAAGACGGCUCACUACUAGACAGUACACUUCAGCUGUACAAAGAUACCAACUGUGUUUUUAUACCGAUGUUAACCGGUUGCUGUCACGAAUGCGAAGAUCCUUGCAUUUCUCAAGACCCGGAAUAUUGCACAAACUUCGUCACUGACAAUCGUGGAACAACACUGUCGCGCAAGAAACGAAGCUACGGCGCAAGAUCAACAAGCACUAGUGAAAGAUUGUAUUAUGACCUGGCUGGUACCACGGGCGGGGCAAUUUAUUUGACUGACAAACCCAGCACCCCGGACGAGAUGCUUGAAUUUUUGGAAGAUGAAGUUACUCUUGGUUUCUGCCCGAGCGAAGAGCUUGCCGGCCCACCACCCUUUGGUUACACCACGGAGCAUGACUGCAAUAUCACCGGUUCAUGUUGGGACCGCAGUGUUGGUAAAUGUUACUGUCCAGGUGCACCAAAACCAUGCCCGAAAGAACCCUUGUACCCAGAAUGUAAAGACGAAACAGAGCACAGUUAUAUGCCGGAUGUCACAGAUUGCACAAAAUAUUACCAAUGUUCCUCUGGUAACAUUUGGCGCAGAGAAUGCGCUCCUGGUACUGUAUUUGACCCUGACGUCGGAGUGUGCAACCACGAUUACUUAACAGCUCCACCAUGCGGAACCUUGGGUCUUGAGUAAUAUUUAUAAACAUUAAAAAUGAUGUCUAUCUUUAACUAUACAAAUUAACUGCUUCAAUCACUUUAACCUUUUACCCUUGUUAUGUGUUCUAUUUUGACUUAAUUAAAUGCGCAAUUCAGUAUUGACGAUAUUAUAUUGUGUUUAAGUAAAAGCGUUACAAAAUAAUAAAGGAAAGAUUUUUUCUCAUGAGAGAAAACGAAACAGUAGAAAUCUGGUCUAGUGACAUCGUCGUCUUUUUCGGUCUGAAAGUUUUACCCAAUUCUCUCAAACAUUCUGUAUACAAACUAAAGUGCUGUAUUUGUAUAAUACGUGAAAUCUGAAACGUAUAUUUAAAAAAUACAUCAACCUCAAUUAUAUUAAAGUUAAUAAAGCGAAGAAAUGUG
This is a messenger RNA of Ciona intestinalis (vase tunicate), 2335 nucleotides long. The record is from RefSeq and is a predicted model, not a curated record. Lineage: Eukaryota; Metazoa; Chordata; Ascidiacea; Phlebobranchia; Cionidae.